GUCUGAAACUGGUCCAGUGCAGUCAUGGGGGUAGCUCUGGAACAGUUCUUCAUUUUUGUAGGGUUGCUGGUGUGUCUGGUGUACCUGGUGAAGUGUGUCAGAUUCUCCAAAUGUAUUUUUCGGCACUUCUGGAAAGUUUUGCCAAGGUCUUUCUUGAAGUCAAUGGGACAGUGGGCAGUGAUCACUGGAGCAGGAGAUGGGAUUGGGAAAGCUUAUUCCUUUGAGCUAGCAAGACAAGGACUCAAUGUUGUGCUUAUCAGCCGGACGCUGAAAAAGCUACAGGCCAUUGCUGCAGAGAUCGAGUGUACCACAGGGAGUAGCGUGAAGAUCAUACAAGCAGAUUUUACCAAAGACAACAUCUAUGAGCAUAUUAGAGAAAAACUUGAAGGCUUAGAAAUUGGAGUUUUAGUCAACAAUGUUGGAAUGCUUCCAAACCUUCUCCCGAGCCCCUUCCUUGAUACACCAGAUGAAAUCCAGAGUCUCAUCCACUGUAACAUCACCUCAGUAGUGAAGAUGACACAGUUAAUUCUGAAACAAAUGGAAUCAAGGCAGAAAGGGCUCAUCUUGAACAUUUCUUCUGGGGCAGCCCUCUUUCCCUGGCCUCUCUACUCCACAUAUUCAGCUUCCAAGGCUUUUGUGUGCACAUUUUCCAAGGCACUGCAAGUGGAAUAUAAAAGGAAAGGAAUCAUUAUCCAGGUACAGGAGACUGACUUAGGCCGGAGGAAUUGUGGAGAAGAAAUAAGAAAAGUGGGCAAGCGAUCUAUAUUGGAAAGAGGUGGCAGUUGGGGGGUAGCAGCAGUUGGGUGCAGUUGAAGAAGAGGAGCUUGGCUUCCUUUUUCACCUACAGCGGCAGAACCAUCGUGGAGAUGAGCCUGUCCCAACCAUAAACAAAGGAAGGUUGUCACAGCCAUCUGCAGGCUGUGCAAUAUGAUUCUUGACGUGUCAGUGACAUAUAUGUGCUUGGCUCAGCAAUAUAGAGUGAAGUGCUUUCUGGAAUCUGUAGUUAACAGUUUACAGAGUUGUAGUUUUUUUGUCAUUGUUUGGGAAGUAGCUUUAAGACAUACUAUUAGAAAUGAAAAAGGUACACUCAAUUAAACCUGUAAAAUUAUUGCUAUACAUCCUGAUUUUCAAUUAAAAUACCCAGGUGAGAACAUCUCAGGUGACUGUUCCUAUAAAUUAAUCAUGUGUAGGAUAACGACAUAUCAAUAUGUCCUGUUCAAUAGGCAGAUAUGAGUUAAUGGCAGGAACUUUGCAAAUAAUACCAUCUUCCAUGGUGAAUGAUUGUAACAGCCCGGUCACUAGACCACAGUCCUAUUCUCUGCCCUGAUGGACUUAAUUCUCACCUAUCACAUAUUUCCCCCUCCUAUCCAUUCUCUAAUCCCUAGCUGAAGACAGAUUCUUUUUGUAACAGUUCUGCUCCAUAUAGGCUAAGUUUCCUACAGUAAAAAAAUAACUCCUAAAAUCUCAUUGGCCUGAAACUACAAAGAUUUAUUUCUCAUUCACUAUAAGCUGGCAGAGAAGAUUAACUCAUUGUAGUGAUGCAGGGACCCGGGCUGAUGGAGCAGCUGACAUCUUGGAUAUUGUCAAUUGAUAUGCCAGAGAAAAAGUGGGAGGAGUUCCUGAAGCUCUUGCUUUGAUAAUUAAGAGCUCUAUCAGAAAAUAUAAGAAGCAUACCUUCUCAAACCCAGUUAUUUCCCUAUCUGGAAACUGGGUUUAAGAAUGCAUGCUUCUCGUAUUCCUCUAAGCGUAACACUUUGAGAUCUUUGGAAGAAAUGUGUUAUACAAAUUAAUGACAGUGUUAAUUUCCACGAGAACCAAUUCAGUUGUUGAUCAGCUCAAAAUUAGAUUCAGUAAUAAAACAAUGCAAUUUCAA
Molecule: messenger RNA, 1873 nt
Organism: Hyaena hyaena (striped hyena)
Lineage: Eukaryota; Metazoa; Chordata; Mammalia; Carnivora; Hyaenidae
Gene: HSD17B3
Product: hydroxysteroid 17-beta dehydrogenase 3
Exons: 11
Coding region: 25-813 (262 amino acids)
Cellular component (GO): endoplasmic reticulum
Molecular function (GO): oxidoreductase activity
Source: RefSeq, a predicted model, not a curated record